GUUAGGUUGUCAGGGGCUUCUUAUAUCUGGAGGAUUUGGAGUACACGCCCCUUUUUGGAGCAAUGCAUGCAGCUAUACUCUUCUCCGCGCAACAGCUACUACUGUCCCGCACGUGAUCUCCAUGGAAACGUCAUCAAGCAGGAGAAGUCUUCCUGUUGCUGUAGUUUUGAUCUAGCUGAGCAUGGCAACAAAGGUAAUGGUAAAGAGGGCUGAUCCAGCAGAGCUCAAGUCCAUUUUCCUGAAGUAUGCCAGUGUGGAGAGAAAUGGAGAGCGCUACAUGUCCCCAGAGGACUUUUUGUCCAAGUUUCUCCAUGCACAAACAGACAUACGACUGUCCAAGGAGGCUACAGUCCUACUGGCAGGUGUUGUGGACCAGACCAAAGAUGGGUUGAUCUCCUUUCCAGAGUUUUUGGCCUUUGAGUCUGUGCUGUGCGCUCCAGAUGCUCUGUUCAUGGUCGCUUUCCAGCUUUUCGACAAAACCGGAAAUGGAGUUGCUACUUUUGAGGAUGUGAAACAAGUUUUUGGUCAGACUACUAUUCACCAGCACAUCACCUUUAACUGGGACUCGGAGUUUAUUCAGCUUCACUUUGGCGCAGAGAGGAAGAAACACCUAAACUAUGUGGAGUUCACUCAGUUUCUGCUGGAGAUGCAGUUUGAACAUGCCAGACAGGCUUUUGUGCAAAGAGACAAGGCCAGGACGGGCACCAUCACGGCUCUGGACUUCAGGGACAUUAUGGUGACGAUCAGACCCCACAUGCUCACACCAUUUGUGGAGGAAUGCUUAGUGGCAGUGGCCGGUGGAGGUACGUCACAUCAGGUCAGCUUUUCCUACUUUAAUGGCUUCAACUCUCUGCUAAACAACAUGGAGCUCAUUAGGAAGAUCUACACCACCCUGGCAGGCAACCGCAGAGAUGUGGAAGUUACUAAAGAGGAGUUCAUCGUUGCUGCCCAGAGGUUUGGCCAGGUGACCCCCAUGGAAGUGGAUAUCCUGUUCCAACUGGCUGACCUGUCUGAGCCGAGAGGACGUGUUGGUUCCGUUGACAUUGAGAAGAUUGCACCUCUGGAGGAGGGAGCCCUUCCUUACAACCUUGCUGAGAUUCAAAGACAGCAGUCUGGUGGGGACGUGUCUCGCUCUGUUCUGAUUCAGGUCGCAGAGUCUGCAUACAGGUUCACCCUGGGGUCUGUGGCUGGAGCCGUGGGCGCCACUGCCGUGUACCCCAUCGACUUGGUGAAGACCCGCAUGCAGAACCAGCGAUCUACGGGUUCCUUCAUAGACGAGCUUAUGUACAAGAACAGCUUUGACUGCUUCAAGAAGGUGGUGCGCUAUGAGGGCUUCUUUGGCCUCUACAGAGGCCUCGUACCGCAGCUUCUGGGCGUGGCUCCUGAGAAAGCUAUAAAGCUUACAGUGAACGACUUUGUGAGAGGAAAGACUAUGCAAAAUGACGGCACUGUUCCUCUAGCUUCUGAAAUCCUGGCUGGCGGAUGUGCUGGUGGAUCACAGGUGAUCUUCACGAACCCCCUGGAGAUCGUGAAAAUCCGGCUGCAGGUGGCAGGAGAGAUCACCACAGGGCCACGCGUCAGUGCUCUCUCUGUCAUCCGUGACCUGGGCUUUUUCGGCCUAUACAAGGGUGCAAAAGCCUGUUUCCUGAGAGACAUCCCUUUCUCAGCCAUCUAUUUCCCCUGCUACGCUCACACCAAGGCAGCUCUGACUGACGAGGAGGGGCGAGUGGGACCUGGCAGGCUUUUGCUGGCAGGGGCGCUGGCGGGCAUGCCUGCAGCAUCCCUGGUGACCCCUGCCGAUGUUAUCAAGACCCGGUUACAAGUGGCUGCCCGUGCAGGCCAGACCACAUACAAUGGACUCAUUGACUGUUUCUGGAAGAUUCUCCGGGAGGAGGGGCCUCGUGCCUUUUGGAAAGGAGCUGGAGCACGUGUGUUUCGCUCUUCGCCACAGUUUGGAGUAACACUGGUGACCUAUGAGCUGCUGCAGAGGUGGUUCUACAUAGACUUCGGUGGACAAAAACCAGCUGGCUCUGAGCCUACUCCCAAGUCUCGGAUCAGCCUCCCGGCGCCAAAUCCUGACCACAUUGGUGGCUUCAGGUUGGCCGUGGCCACGUUUGCUGGCAUUGAGAGUAAAUUUGGACUGCAUCUACCACGAUUCCAAGUGACUGCUGCCCCCAAAUCACACCACGCUUGAGGCUUAUGCGUCAACCUGGAUGUGCUGUUUCCAAGUGUUAGGCUGCACUGGAACAAACAUACAUUUAUGAAUCUCUUUCUUCUUAUUGAGAACAUAAAACCUUCAGCAGAUGAACUGGAAACUAUGUUUUAUGUUAUUAUUAGUGCAAAUUACAGCUUUUCUUUAACCCUUUAAGCUUGGAUGGGCCCGCGAGGAAAAAAAAAAAAACAUUCGUCAAAAUAUUAGCAACUACAGUCUUGACCAACACAAAAUAGGUAUUGUUUUAAAGCUUAGAAGCUCUACUUUACAAUGCAGGUAGGCAUUAUGACCAAAACUGAACAAGUGCUUUGAAUUUUGCAGACAAAUCAGAAGUGUUCCGUUUUUAUAUAUAUAUAUAUAUAUAUAUAUAUAUAUAUAUAUAUAUAUAUAUAUAUAUAUAUAUAUAUAAAAAUUGCACUGUACAUUUUAUUGCAAUCAGUAAAAACAUUAAACUGUUCAAAUAGCCAUGUGUCAUAUGUUGUUGGAAAGCUCUCAAAGAGGAGAAUACAACCAGCCUAUUUGUUCUACUCACAGACAAAGAUUUAGUGAGUAAUAUAUAAGUAUAUGCCAUUGACAAUUACGUUGGUGUUACUUGUAUGCCGCAUUUUUGCAUAGAACUUCACGAAAAUAAAUGGAACAUAAAAUAUCACAUACCAUUAUUUAAAGGAUUUUCUUUCAAAGGAGCCCAAACACAAGGUAAUCAGAUGCAUAGAUCAUUAGAUAAUCCACAAGAAGCACAACGUUACAAAUGGCCACCAGGAGAUGGCGCCAAGUAAAUAACACAGACUCGAUGCAGACUCAUUAUGUCAAAAGGCACUCGUUCUGUGAAAUCUCAUUACUAAAAUCAUGUAUCCAUGCUAUGCAUACCUUUAGUCAUUGUUGUGUUUGCAUGUGUAAUUAGGUCUUAUGUAAAAUUAUCUUUUAUUUGUUUGGAGAGGCUUUUGGACAUGUGCGGAUGUUUUUGCAUACUAUGCUGAAUUAUUUUUGUAAUGCUAUAACUUUUGAUUGAUUUGUCGUAUCAACACAAAAUUUUACUCAGUUACUGUUGACAUGAUUAGGAACAAAACAAAAGCCGUUUUUUGGAGCCACCUUAUUUUCACCCAGAAAUAUAUAAUGUCAAAUAAGAAAAAAAUUGUUUUGGCUCAAUAGUUUUGUCUCAGAAUUGAUCAUAAUCUAGAUCAUUAAAAAAAAUGAUAUCAAGCACUUUACUCUCCUUUUUUUUUGUUUUUUUUUUUUUUUUGCCUUUAAUUUAUUUUGGCUCUGCCACUGAAACAGGAAAUCUUUAAAAACACCUUCAGAGCUUAAAGAGUUAAAGUGCAAAAUAAAUGGGAUGAUGUUUAAUAUUUUUUAAAUCUACCACAAAGUUAUGGAUUGUUUCGUGGAAUUGUAGUGUGACUUUCAUUUAUUUAAAAUGUAAAUCAAAUAAUAUAUUUUAUGUUUUUGGUUGUUUAUAAUGAUUUUCUCUUUACCUUAAAGUAAAUUUGGUGUACCUAAAACUGUUAAUGCAAACCAGUUAGAGAAUAUUUUAUUGAUUAUGUGGACACUCUUUACCUUUGAAUGUAUUAUACUGUAGUUUUUCAUGUUCAUGUUUGCAUCAUUUAAUGAGGCAAAUAAAUUUUAGGAUUUGUAACAGUAAUUUAAUGGUUUGUGCAAAAUGAGAGACAGUCAGGUUUUGCAGGUAACAUACUGUAUGUCAGUCUAAGGUUACUGUAUUUAGCAAGUGAAUGAUGUUAAGACUCUAAAUUGAGCUGUACAAUAGAGCUGAAUGUACCACAGUGUUUAAAGAGUGUGCCUUACUGUAAGUAUGGCAGCAAUACAGGUACUAAUACAGAGAAGUGUUUAUUAAAAGGAGAAGCCAAAAGUA
Molecule: messenger RNA, 4076 nt
Organism: Myxocyprinus asiaticus (Chinese sucker)
Lineage: Eukaryota; Metazoa; Chordata; Actinopteri; Cypriniformes; Catostomidae
Product: electrogenic aspartate/glutamate antiporter SLC25A13, mitochondrial-like
Exons: 18
Coding region: 182-2194 (670 amino acids)
Biological process (GO): L-glutamate transmembrane transport; malate-aspartate shuttle; aspartate transmembrane transport
Molecular function (GO): L-aspartate transmembrane transporter activity; L-glutamate transmembrane transporter activity; calcium ion binding
Source: RefSeq, a predicted model, not a curated record